Molecule: messenger RNA, 1858 nt
Organism: Agrilus planipennis (emerald ash borer)
Lineage: Eukaryota; Metazoa; Arthropoda; Insecta; Coleoptera; Buprestidae
Gene: CCT1
Product: T-complex protein 1 subunit alpha
Exons: 7
Coding region: 1-1674 (557 amino acids)
Biological process (GO): protein folding
Cellular component (GO): chaperonin-containing T-complex
Molecular function (GO): ATP-dependent protein folding chaperone; ATP binding; ATP hydrolysis activity
Source: RefSeq, a predicted model, not a curated record
AUGUCUACAUUAGCAAGUCCAUUGUCUGUUGCGGGUACGAGAACAUCGGGGGCUCCUGUGAGAACCCAAAAUGUAAUGGCUGCUUGUUCCAUCGCAAAUAUAGUAAAAAGUUCAUUAGGGCCUGUGGGUCUAGAUAAAAUGUUGGUAGAUGAUAUUGGGGAUGUAACCGUCACCAACGAUGGUGCUACUAUAUUAAAAUUAUUAGACGUUGAACAUCCUGCAGCCAGAGUUUUAGUAGAACUAGCUCAAUUGCAAGAUGAAGAAGUUGGAGAUGGUACAACCUCUGUGGUCAUAAUAGCUGCUGAGUUACUGAAGAAUGCUGAUGAACUUGUGAAGCAAAAAAUCCAUCCUACCUCAAUUAUUAGCGGUUAUCGACUAGCAUGCAAAGAAGCUUGCAAAUACAUUCAGGACCACCUUACCAUUCCAGUAGCAGAUCUUGGCAAAGAGUGUAUUGUUAAUAUUGCCAAAACAUCAAUGAGUUCGAAAAUUAUUGGAAGUGAUUCAGAUUUCUUUGCUAAUAUGGUAGUUGAUGCUGCAAAUGCAAUUAAAGUAAUAGAUUACAAAGGAAAUCCAUUGUAUCCAAUUAAGGCAGUAAAUGUUUUGAAAGCUCAUGGACGUAGCACCAAAGAAAGUGUUCUUAUUCAAGGAUAUGCUCUUAAUUGCACUAUAGCCAGUCAAGCAAUGCCCAAGAAGAUUGUCAAUGCUAAAAUUGCAUGUCUUGACUUUUCUCUUCAGAAAGUUAAAAUGAAACUUGGUAUUCAGGUAUUAGUAGAAGAUCCUGAUAAAUUGGAAGGAAUUCGUGCUAGAGAAUUGGAUAUAACUAAGGAAAGAAUUAAGAAAAUUUUAGCAACAGGAGUAAACGUCGUCCUUUUAACUGGUGGAGUGGAUGAUACUUGCAUGAAACUUUUUGUAGAAAGUGGAGCAAUGGCUGUUAGAAGAGUAAAGACAAAUGACUUGAAGCGAAUUGCUAAAGCCACAGGGGCUCAAUUUUUGCAUUCUUUAAGCAACUUGGAAGGUGAAGAAAGUUUUGAUGUCAGUAUGGUUGGGGAAGCUGCUGAAGUCGUUCAAGAAAGAAUUUGCGACGAUGAAUUGAUUCUUAUUAAAGGACCAAAGGCCCGUACUGCUGCUUCCAUAAUCCUUCGUGGUCCGAAUGAUUUCUUUUGUGAUGAGAUGGAGCGUUCCGUCCACGAUGCGUUGUGCGUGGUUAAAAGGGUUCUGGAAUCAAAAAGUGUGGUAGUAGGAGGUGGUGCCGUCGAAGCAGCCCUUUCCAUAUACCUAGAGAACUUUGCUACAACCCUUAGUUCACGGGAACAACUUGCCAUUGCCGAAUUUGCAAAAAGUCUCUUGGUAAUUCCAAAGACAUUGGCAGUGAAUGCGGCUCAAGAUGCAACCGAUUUGGUGGCGAAGUUAAGGGCUUAUCACAAUUCAAGUCAGACCAAAGUUGACCAUGCACAUUUGAAAUAUGUCGGUCUUGAUCUCUUGGAGGGUACCGUUAAGGAUAACAGGAAAGCUGGUGUUUUGGAGCCGACUAUUUCUAAAAUUAAAUCGCUCAAGUUCGCAACAGAAGCUGCCAUUACAAUACUAAGAAUUGAUGACAUGAUUAAACUUGACCCAGAAGAUAGAAAGACCAAGAGCUAUCAAGAAGCCUGCGCAGCCGGAGAAUUAGAAGGCUAAUACUUAAGCAAAUAAGAAUGAGCUUGUUUGUAUUUUACAAGAAAAAAAAUUGAAAAAUACGAUUGAACCUUUUUGUUGUGUUGCAUUUCUAAGAAUCCUAUUUUUCGAAGUUCGUUUAAGCAGACAUAUUAUUUAAGCUUGUAGCCGUUUAUAUAUUAAUAAAAUUUUUUAGAACAUAACAAUA